AUGACUAAGCAAGCUGAAAUUCAACAGAAAGUGGUACAAAACUCGAAUAACACACGUAGUAAAAAAGGUGAAGGAGUACAUGCAGAGGAAAUUCGCAUCGAGAAGCAACCGAUCGUGAUUGACACAAGUGCAGAGAAAGUAAAUGAAGGUAAAUCAUGGGCAAAUCUAGUUACUGGUAACACGUUUGCUGCUAGAGGAAUGGGACUAUCGUUUGUGGCACCAGUGAUACAAAAUGGUGAGAAAAUUGUUGAAUUGCAGAAAGAGGAAAUUGAAAAGGAAGCUGAGAAGUGGAAAAUAACAGUUAUUAUGUACGUGGUAGGAGAUACACCAAGUAUUGGAGCAAUUGAGAGGUUUAUUGCAUCGCAAUGGAACUUUGUAUUAAAACCGAAGGUGUACUACCAUAAUGAUGGUUUUUUUGUAGUGAGAUUCAAAAAUGAAGAGGAAAUGAAUGAAGUUCUAUACUCAGGAUCAUGUACAAUCCAAAAUAGACCAGUAAUCACUGAGGCAUGGACAACAGACUUUGAUUUCAAUGAAGAGGUACUGAAAACUCUGUCGUUAUGGAUUAAACUACCAAAUCUGCCUCUGAAUUGUAGGGGAAUGGAUUCCCUGAGUCGUAUAGGGAGUGGAUUGGAAAUUCCAAUAUGUGCAGAUGAAUGUACAACAAAGGUGGAAAGGAUAUCCUAUGCUAGAAUACUUGUAGAAAUAAGCAUUACUAAACCAUUACCAACAAAGAUAACAGUCAAGGAUCCGAGUGGUAGGCAAUUUGAUCAAUCAGUUGUCUAUGAUUGGAAGCCAACGUAUUGUAGUACUUGCUUACAAUUGGGACAUAACUGCCAAACUAAACAAGCACAGCCUCAGAUGAACAAGCAGCAAAAACAGAAGCAUGAAUGGAAACCAAAAGAACAGGAGAAACAAGGAAGCACAAUUCAUAAGGCACAAGAAGCAGCAGAAAAUACAGAACAAGUACCUAAAAUGCAGAAUACAAUGAAAGUAACAACAGAGGAGAACAAAGGAUGGCAAGCGGCAAAAGGAAAAUAG
Nicotiana tabacum (common tobacco) is the source of this 1038-nucleotide messenger RNA. Lineage: Eukaryota; Viridiplantae; Streptophyta; Magnoliopsida; Solanales; Solanaceae. The record is from RefSeq and is a predicted model, not a curated record.